GGACCCGGAAAUAACACAGGAAUGUUGUGUGGAAGUGGGUGGGGACAGAAGGUUGCUUUUUUGGUAAAUGAAACUGUAACUGUUAGUCAACACGAGUAAUUGUCUGUUUCAAUCAGAGUAGCUGAUAUAACGAAUAUAUCGCCGACAGUAUGGCCGCACUGAGCAAUAAAUCUGACCAAGAAAUCAAGGACCUGCUGGAUGAGUAUGGAAUUAAGCAUGGGCCUGUCGUUGACACUACAAGACCACUGUAUGAGAAGAAGCUGAAAGAAGCCAUGGCCAAAGCCAAGGUCACUGUGACAAAACCAUCCCCAGACAGAACCUUCUACAGAGAAGACCAGGAAGAAGUCACCUACGUUACCUGUCAGACACCAGUUAGAAAUGAGGGGCCUUCUGGAGAUGGGAAACCCUACAUGAGGUCAAGACCAGAGUACAGCGAGAGGGACCGGGUGGAUGCUAAACCCUAUUCAAGACCAGAGUACAGUGAGAGGAACCGGGUGGAUGACAAACCCUAUUCAAGAUCAAAACCAGAGUACAGCGAGAGGGACCGGGUGGAUGAUAAACCCUAUUCAAGACCAGAGUACAGUGAGAGGAACCGGGUGGAUGAUAAACCCUAUUCAAGAUCAAAACCAGAGUACAGAGAGAGGGACCGGGUGGAGGAUAAACUCUAUUCGAGAUCAAGACCAGAGUACAGCAGCGGAAGACAGUACAUUGAUGAGCCCCAUGUCUACAACACACCGUCGUCUUCAUCAUCCUACUCCAAACCAACGCCCGUGGUGAAGUCUGGAGGUGUCGUGAAGAAGGAAAACACGACGAGCUCUGGGAGACUGAUCCCUCUCUGGAUCCAGUUCCUGCUCUUCCUGAUCGUAGCCGGGUUCCUCUACUUCAUAUUCACUAACAUGGAGUCUGCAGAGAGUAGCCCCUUUAACAAAAUCCAAUGAUCAAAUUUACAAAUACAUGUCAAUCUGGGAUGUGUUCAUUAGGCAAGAAACGGUCCAAAAUGGGGAAGUACUAUUUGAACUUGCGCUAUAAGAAUCGCUUGUUUUUCUGUUGAACAAUGUUUUUAAAAUGUUCGAUUAACGUGUGUCCUAAUGAAUACGACCCAGUUUUCAUAUUUUACAAAUAUAUUAUGGCAUUUCCCAUGCCUGUUUUUAACUCUUUUUGCGUGUUCUUUAUAUAAGUCAGUCACUGACAUUGGGUUCUGGGAACUUUACUAUUGGUGAAAGGAAAGCAGUAACAUUUCCUCCUGUCCCAACUCCUAUUGUAGUUACUAGAUGGUGAUGUGUGUAUAUAGUGUUCUGUUUAUCAUAGAACUAUCUUAGGGUGCUUCUACUGUGGGUAAUAGUGAAGCCACUUUUACUCACAGUACUAUCUUCAUCUUCACAAAUGUAGAGAGCCCACGGCCCACAGUAAAUGUAUAUGAUACGGUUUAUUUGGUAAUGGCUAUUUGUGGAAAGGUCCUGACACAAUGAGCCAUCUAGUUGUAUAGUCUUGUUUAGUCAGCCAGAUGCAGUAUCCUCAUAUUCUCUCUGCAUUCUUGGGGGUAUACAGUAAUACAAAGCAGUACUGUAGCUUGAAAUGGGCAUGGGGAGUCUAAUUGACUCAACAACCAAAAACACAUCUAAGUUUUAACUGGAAAAUGUCUAGUUAUUUCUGGAAGUUAGCUGGCUAACUCAUGGAUCCUGCAUUGUAGUAUACCCCUCAGGAGAACCCCACCUGGCAUUAAAGUUCUAAAGGACAUUACAAUUCUAAAUGACGUCACAAAAUUCUAAAUACCGUUUUAAAGUUCUAAAUGACGUUUAAAAAUUCUAAAUGACUUUGCAAAAUUCCAUAGCCCCUCCCCCCGAUUUAAUUGUGGGGGACAAUACAGUUCUAAAUGAAGCGCCGUAGCAUUUUGAACUGUUAAUGAUUUCUAUCCAUACAUAUAUAGAAAUGUAAUUGCUGUGGUCGGUGUAUCGUCAUUUGUAAUGUGAGUUGUGGUUUUGUUAGAUGUACUCGUGUUAACGCCUGGCGUCACCACAUGACAUGCCACAGCUUUUUAUUUUUCUACACCUGCAGUAUCAUUUGUAAUAGUAACUUUUUAAAGUUUUCAGACACUUGGUCUGUUUUAUCAGAGGAGAUCACUUUGGUCACACAAGAAUGUAAGCACAGGCUGUGUCCUAUAUUGGCAAUAGGAUGCCAUUUUAGGACAGACUCAGUUUACAAAUGAAAAUACUUUCAGCAGGACAGUAACUGUUAACAUAGAUUUUUCUGACUGUUCAGAUAUAUUUUGUAUCCAGCCAUUGAGUCAUUCAUAGGAUUCUCCAACUUUAAAAUAAAUGUUUUUAUAUCAA
This is a messenger RNA of Salvelinus fontinalis (brook trout), 2330 nucleotides long. RefSeq names its product serine-rich 25 kDa antigen protein-like. The record is from RefSeq and is a predicted model, not a curated record. The transcript has 10 exons. NCBI's taxonomy places the organism in Eukaryota, Metazoa, Chordata, Actinopteri, Salmoniformes, Salmonidae. The coding region runs from base 150 to 938 and encodes 262 amino acids.